AAGGAGAUCCCCCGGCUUCUACACUUCUGUGAGUGAAAAUUCGUGCCACCGAGUCAUGAAUGACAGUGAAAUACCAAGCUCAUGAUAAAUCCUAGCGGCUGGAACCUAAGGAUUAUCCACUGGUCGAGAAAAUUUCUGUGACAAACCAAAACCUCGAUGUCGCUGAGAGCUUUUAUUUUCCUGAGCUGCUUACUCAGUUCGCAAGCCCGCCUCCUGGACAUUUGGGAUGUCGAGGUGGGAGACCAGCACAUUGGCUCUGCCAGAGCUCCCCUGGAUACAUAUUCAGUCUUAGCAGAGGAACGAGGCAUCCAACUAUUUGAUGGAGAUAACGAUGUGGCUUACAGGUGGGUGGGAAAUUCGUCGUCAAUUUUUCGAAAUGAAUUUCCUGUCACUGGAGAGGAAUUUGCAGCUGAACGAGUGCUCCUGGUUUUCCAGGGCGUUGAUACUUUCGCGAAAAUUUCAAUUAAUGGUCAUACACUGGGGAACACCAGGAACAUGCAUUUGCGGUACUUCUACGAUGUGAAGGAAUAUCUCACUAUUGCGAAAAACAACAACAUAAUCAUAAAUUUCGAGUCGGCGGUAAAAGUGGCGGAAUCUCUCUCUAACAAUCAAUCAAGGACUUACCCCAUUCCCCCAAAAUGCGUGCCCUCGUCGUACAACGGCGAAUGCCACGUGAAUCACAUUCGUAAGAUGCAGGCGAGUUUCGCCUGGGACUGGGGACCAGCCUUCCCAGUUGCAGGUCUAUGGAAUAUUCCCCAGCUCAUUACGUUCAACGACUCCACUCUCUUCGACACCACAGUAGACAUAGAAUUAGCAGAGGGUUUCUGGAGUGUAACAGUGACUGCUCACCUGGAGAAUGCCCCCAGUAGCCCCUCAAAACCAGUUGUAGGGACUCUGGUCACUAGCCUGAUGAUAGCGGCUCCUGAGUUGAAGGGAAACCCCUGGAUCGGCGAGCCCUGGAGACAUGAUCCCGGAGAAUUUACCAGCAACAGCACAACCUUCAGAAUUACGAACAACCAGAAAACUUCAUUUUUAUCGGUAAUCAUGAGAAUUCCAGAAUCAAAAAUCAGCAGGUGGUGGCCAAGCGGCUACGGUGAUCAAAACCUCUACAAGUUGAAUAUCACCCUGAUGACCCCCAGCCACUCAGAAUGCAAAAUUCGAAGUGUUGGCUUCCGGACCAUCAAACUGGUCCAAGAACCUUUGAAAAAGGGCCUGACUUUCUACUUCAAGGUGAAUGACGUACCGAUCUUCGCAAAAGGAACGAACAUGAUCCCGUCAAGUAUUCUGACGGGUGAAUCCAACAGAAGAAUAGCCAGCAAUUACCUACUGACGCACAUGAAGAUGACACAUCAGAAUAUGGUGAGGCUAUGGGGUGGAGGAAUUUAUGAAAGCGAUGAUUUCUACGACUCGGCUGACACGUACGGCAUCAUGAUCUGGCAGGAUUUUAUGUUCGCCUGUGCAAUGUACCCAACUACCCCUGAUUUUUUAGCUUCAGUACGAGAGGAAGUGAAACAGACCGUUUCCAGAUUGAAGAGUCAUCCUUCAGUGGUCCUAUGGGCUGGUAAUAAUGAGAAUGAGGCUGCAUUGUAUGGGAAUUGGUACGGCACAGGUAACGAAAAAGUGUACAAGGACGACUACAUAAAACUUUACAUCGACUUGAUAAAAACAGAAGUUGAGGAAAAUGACAAGUCGAGACCCUUUUUGGCCUCCAGCCCUACAAACGCAGACUACAGUGCGCAAAAUGGUUGGAUCGAGUCGAAUCCUUACUCCAAUAUCUAUGGUGACAUUCACUACUACAAUUACAUAGCCAAUGGCUGGGACAUAAACACCUAUAAACGACCAAGAUUCUCGUCGGAAUAUGGCUUCCAGUCAUUACCAUCAAUCAAGACCUUGAAAGAGUACAGCAAAAAUCCUGAAAUCGAUCUCGUCCUUGGCUCUGACUUCCUCAAGCAUCGACAGCAUCUCCCGGGUGGUGAUGCCUUCAUGAAUAUGCAGAUUAAAAUGAAUCUCCGGAUUCCAGACACUGGGGAUUCCCAGAGGGACUUUCAGAACUACAUCUAUCUCAGUCAGAUUCAACAGGCGGUGGCUGUUAAAAUUCAAACUGAGAGUUAUAGACAGGCCAAGAGUGAUGUCAAUGAAAUCGGCGAGGGUAUGACUAUGGGGGCACUCUAUUGGCAGCUCAACGACGUAUGGGCAGCACCCUCGUGGUCGUCCAUUGAUGUCGCUGGCAGGUGGAAGAUGCUGCAUUAUUAUGCUGAGGAAUUCUUUGCACCUGUUGUUGUCAACUCCAGACUUACUUUUGAUAAGUUGACAAUUUUUAUCGUGUCGGAUGAUUUGGUGGAGAUUGUCGAUUGUCAUGUGGAGAUGAAUUUUCACAGAAUUUGGAAUGGCACGAUGCCACAGAUCCAUACUAAGCUGCUGGAUAAAGUUACUGUUCCAGGGAAUUCUGCAGUAGAACUUCCCACUCUGAGCCUCCAGGAGGUUCUGAAAGAGGCAUCUUGUGGAUUGACAUUCGAGGAGGCAAAGACAAAUUGCAUAAUCGAAUUAAUUCUCAGAUCCUCUUCCAACAAGCAACUAGCCCCUAUCAACUACGUUUAUCCAGCGCCUCUUAAGGAACUCGAUCUGCCUGUCUGUAAUCUUAAGGUGUCCGUCAGCGCAAUCCUCCCAUGGAGCAAGCAUGAUCAUAUGUACAAUCACUAUUGGCGUAGCUACAACGUUACAAUCACGAGUAAUUGCACCCAGUUGUUCGUUUGGUUCGAUGGUGACGGUUUUGGCGCUCCGAGAUUCUCAGAGAAUGGCUUUCACCUGCUCAAAGGAUCGAAAACAAUUUUUCUGUUAGCGGAGUCUACAUUUGGAAUGUAUCAGUUACCGGACAUUACUGUCACAACUCUGGGCUUCAUUUAUGCCACUCCACCACCCUGUAUAAAGGUCCUUCUAAAUUGUCGUUAUUCUUAGAGUGUGAAUAGUUAAGAAAUAAUUUAAUGGAAAAAUUCAAGGGAAUUCGCCAAAAUUUUUAGUAACUACUAACGGUGGAAAAUACACGUCGUAAUGUGCGUGAAUUUCAAGUACGAUCAAGACCACUAGUACCACGAAUGCACCACCAAUCAAUGUAUAAAUCCAAUUAAACAUUUUUUUACAAUUUUUGAGAAUAAUAUUUGUAAUUUUAUUUCAACAUUUUACACUGCAUGAAUAGAAACUUUAAAAAAUCACAUAGUAAUUUUGGCAUAUGUCAAGCGAAUUGUGAACUAGACAAACGAACGCUGAAGAUGUUAUCAUUAUUUGAGUAAGUGAGAUAGCCAGAGAAGAUAAGCCCAAAAAUUUCUGAAGACUUCUCACUUUGUUAAGCAACAUUUUUAAUGCCUUAAUAAAUGCAUUAUAAACUAUGCCCCACGGAAAAAUAAACACAAAUAAA
Diachasmimorpha longicaudata is the source of this 3412-nucleotide messenger RNA. RefSeq names its product beta-mannosidase (gene beta-Man). Lineage: Eukaryota; Metazoa; Arthropoda; Insecta; Hymenoptera; Braconidae. The record is from RefSeq and is a predicted model, not a curated record. Bases 157 to 2955 code for a protein of 932 amino acids. Gene Ontology annotation, biological process: carbohydrate metabolic process; glycoprotein catabolic process. The transcript has 5 exons. Gene Ontology annotation, molecular function: beta-mannosidase activity.